Messenger RNA from Danaus chrysippus (African queen), 1413 nucleotides. Lineage: Eukaryota; Metazoa; Arthropoda; Insecta; Lepidoptera; Nymphalidae. The record is from the annotation of a GenBank genome assembly.
AUGGAUGAAGAGUCUGAAUCCCGUCCUUCACCAGAUAAUUUCUUGGAAUACUUACCCUGGGCUUGUAAACAGUUACAGAUGCAGUGCGAAAUUGUCGUCAGCAAGAUAUAUCAGAAUGAGUACGUAAGCGUGACUAUGGCUGAAAAAUCAAAGAAAGUCAAAAGCAAGAUUAAACUAACAACAUCCCGUUACGACGUUAACUCAGACCAGGACCGAGAUGACGCUUCAGAGGCUGGGCUGCAACCGAUAGUCGCUGAUAACAAGGUGAUAAGAAUAUCAGCUGUUUUUGACACAUUCGAUAAUCUAGUAGAAAUACGUUUCGAGAGGAACUUCCGUAUACCACGAAUGGUGUUCAAGGUGAUAGCUCUUAUCAUAAAAUUCCAGUUAUUCGUCAACAAAAUCACAAUCAGAGGCGGCAUGGACAAAUACACGGUGUACGAAAUAAAUAAAUUGAUGACGUCAUCGAAUUUAACAGAAAUCUGUUUCGACGGAUCCUUCCUCAAAGAAGCUAAUUACGACAUACUUCUAGAAAACAGCACAUCUAUUAGAAGCCUCUCUUUAUCUAGAUGUAAAAUCGGUGAUGACGUCAUCAAGAAAAUAUCAGAAAAAUUAACAUUCCCCGCGCCAGCCUCACUUACGUUAAACAUACUCAAUAUAUCUACAAACAGAUUGACGGAUAUUGGAGCUAAAUAUAUAGCGGAAGCUCUACGUACUAAUAGAAGGCUAUGUUACCUUAAUAUAUCGGGCAAUAGAAUCACUGAUAACGGCUUAUCAUAUAUAUUGGACAGCUUGGUAGAAUUUCCAUUAAGCUGUGACGAAUUAAUAUCAGCUAGAUCAAGACAUAUGCUUUACCUCAAACAAAAGAAUAUUCUAAUAGAACGAAUGAUAGAAGAAAUUAAAGCAGGUGAAUUUGAUAAACGUGUAGCAAGAAGAAAGUCUACUAGAGUACCAGCUGUGAGAAGAAAUAAACUGGAAAAAGAAUCUUCACUUAAAUCACUAGCUGAUGCGAAAAGUCUCGCUAAUAUGGACAUAUUCUAUUACGACAAAGCUGUGAGUUUAGUUGAGAAUACCUUGGGUGAAUUCAACGAUCCCUAUAGUUCUUCAAACACCAUAGAAAGACACGGAACAGUGUAUUGUAUGGGAUGUAACACUUUAUGUUAUUUGAAUGUGGCUUAUAAUAAUUUAUCGUAUUUAUCAGUGAAGAAAUUCCUUAGCGUUUUGUUACACCAGAAAUUAAUUGAUAGAAAACCAAGAGGUUUGAUUAAUUUGUGCAUAGAAGGUAAUAAUUUGCCAUCUUCUUGUAGAGAAUUUCUUCAAAUAGACGAUCUUCUAGAUGCAGGGCUUCUGAUACAUUCUAGAAGAUACUCAAACGCAUCCAAAAAACGCCCACAAUCAAAGAAUACGCCGCGCUAA